Molecule: messenger RNA, 3795 nt
Organism: Nerophis ophidion (straightnose pipefish)
Lineage: Eukaryota; Metazoa; Chordata; Actinopteri; Syngnathiformes; Syngnathidae
Gene: angpt2a
Product: angiopoietin 2a
Exons: 9
Coding region: 353-1846 (497 amino acids)
Biological process (GO): Tie signaling pathway
Molecular function (GO): receptor tyrosine kinase binding
Source: RefSeq, a predicted model, not a curated record
AGAGAAUGUGUAGUUUGCGUGUUUAACUCUUUGUGAGUUGGUGUGAAUUAUAAUAGAGUCCCCUCUUCACUGUGACUGGCCACAUGAAAAGGGGAGUGGUCUGAAUUCCAUUUAGCGACUAUGGGGUUGUGUCAGGGGGCAGCUCAAGUGGCUGGAGACUUGAUGAAACACGCACACAUGCAGUCUGGCACCGGCAACCUGUAGGAAUGAUCUUCUGAAUGCUAAUGCUUUUUUUUCUUUUCUUCAUUGAAUGGUUAUAAUCUGCAGAGCUUUAAAAGGAUUGUUUAAAGUUGGAUGCAAUUAGGAAAAUAUUCUUAAGAAAGAUUGGGAACCCUCUGAACCUCUCAACUAGAUGGAAAGUGUGUCGAAGAUGUUGCAUGUCGACUUGCUUCUGUUAACUGUCUGUUACGGUGUGGGGACAGCACAUUCGGACAGCAUUGUGGGUAAGAGACAGUAUCAGAUCCAAAACGGGCAAUGCAGCUACACCUUUCUGCUGCCUGAACAGGAGAACUGCCAAAGCUCAAGUAGUGGCUACAAUUAUCCAGUUCAAAAGGAUGGGCCUACAGACAAUGACCAGUCAGUUCAGAGAUUACAACAGCUGGAGAUGGUUAUGGAGAACAACACACAGUGGCUACUCAAGCUACAGAACUACAUCCAAGAAAGCAUGAAGAAGGACAUAGUCCAAAUUCAACAAAGUGCGGUACAAAAUCACACGGCUACAAUGAUUGAAAUAGGAACAAACCUGCUUAGUCAAACUGCAGAGCAAACAAGGAAACUCACCAACGUUGAGGCACAGGUAAUCAUUCACACGACGCGACUCGAGCGACAACUCCUUGAGAAUUCCUUGUCAACAAAUAAGUUGGAAAAACAACUCAUUGUCCAAACCAAUGAAAUAAACAAACUCAGCGACAAAAACAGCUUACUGGAAAAGAAGGUAAAAGAUUUGGAGGAGCAGAGGAAGGGAGAGCAGAAGGUGCUUAAAGAAGAAAAGGAACAGCUUCAAACAUUAAUACAAAGGCAGACAGCCAUCAUUGGCGAGCUGGAGCAGCAGUUGCUCAGAGUGUCUUCCAACAACAGUGUCUUGCAGCAUCAGCAACAGGAGCUCCUGGAGACUGUCAACCACCUAAUUUACACCUUCUCUAUCGGCACAGCCCGAGAGACAAAAACCCCUAUGAUGCAGGAUACGCCCACCACAUUCAUGGACUGUGCUGCGGUCUUCAAAUCGGGAAACACCAAGAGUGGGGUCUAUACUCUCACUUUGCCUAAUACUACCCUGGAGGUUAAGGCUUUCUGUGACAUGGAAAUGGAGGGAGGUGGUUGGACGAUACUACAAAAACGCUUUGAUGGCAGUGUUGACUUUCACCGUACGUGGCAAGAGUAUAAAAAAGGUUUCGGAGAUCCUUCGGGGGAAUUCUGGUUAGGAAACGAAUUUGUCUCCAUGCUGUCAAGCAAGCACUCAUAUAUCCUACGGAUCCAAUUGAGUGACUGGGAAGGAAACUCGGCAUUUUCCCAAUAUGACCAGUUUUCUCUUGAUGGUGAAACACAGAACUACAGGAUACACCUUAAAGGCUACAGUGGAACAGCAGGCAAAAUAAGCAGCAUCGGGCAGCCAGGAAGUGAUUUCACUACAAAGGAUGCAGACAAUGACAAAUGUGUUUGCAAAUGCUCACAACUGACAACAGGGGGUUGGUGGUUUGAUGCUUGCGGUCCAUCCAAUUUAAACGGCAUGUAUUACCAGCAGGGCCAAAAUUCCAAUCGCUUUAAUGGCAUCAAAUGGUACUACUGGAAGGGCUCAGGAUACUCACUGAGGACUACAACAAUGAUGAUCAGACCGACAGACUUCUAGGUUUAACCAUUUUAUGUGUCACUCACACUUUAAGCAAGAUUGGGAAGGAAACUCAGACAGACUUGCGCAAAAGGCAAAACUAAGCUAUGGAGUCCAUUGAGCACAAAGCACCAUGGGGCGUUUCUAAAAAGACUCUAGAAAAAACUUGAUUUUGUUAUAUAUGUUGUACAAUGACAAUAAAGAUUGUAUCUAUUGGGGAAAGCAUCAUUUGGUGCAUCAGCAAGUUAAAGAUCUAAAACAAAACAUAACAUUUAAAAAAAAAUGAAAAAAAUAAGGUAUUUAUUAAGUUUAGCCAUAAAAAAAGGAUCUUAUAAAUAAGUUCAGCCAUUAUAUUUAAACAUAUACAAUAAUUACAUACUACCAACAUUGAUAUACAUUUUUGAGUGGAAAUGGUACAACAAGAACAUGUUGGCUCUUUAUAUUUAUUAACAGUUUCGUAUAGGUUACUAUUGUAGAUUUUUUAAAAGGCAAAUGAGAAAAUAAUAUAGAUUCAGUUAAGAUAACAUUACUCGUAAGGAUAUUCCGAUCAGCGUUUUUUGCUGCCGAUUCCAAACAUCCAUCACUGAGAUCAAACAGUACCAAUACCGACAGUCCGACGCUGAUCACAUGUAUUAACUGUCAUCAUUUUCCUACAUUUAUGGUGAAUGCUAUUGCCAGUUUAACACAAUCAACACAGUAUUUAAACAUGAUUUUUAUUGUCUUUUAUUAUAUACAAUUGUUUGAGAAAACUAAAUAAUGAAUUAUAAUAGUACUAAAAACCAACAGUAUAUGACCAGAGAUAAUAAUAUUUGAUAAAACGUAAGAUACUAAGAAAUGCAGUUGUUUUGCUGUAACGGAGGCAAUUAUUAUUAGCUUAGGGUAGCGACUCCACAUCGUGUAUGGAGACACAUAAUUAGCUGCUCGUAGCUUGCCUGCCAGAGGUCUGGCGUUGAUGAUCAGCAAUUAAAGGCAUUAAUCGGCAAUGGCUGAUCACAUACUUUUUCACGAAAGCUGGCUGACCGGUCAACACAUCUCCAAUUUUUUACGGUGAAUGUAUCAGUACUGUGCUGUAUGUCUUUUUUUUAAUUAUUUAUAAGUGGGAUAUUUUUUUCUUGCUCGUUUGCAUCAUUCAGCAAACUGCUUUCAUUUGGGGUGUCCAAAGUGCAGCAGGGGGCUUGAAGAUCCUUUUUUUUUUUUUUUUUAUAAGUCUUUAGAGUAAAACGAAUUCAUUAUUAAUGAUAUUGUUAUUGAGGAAUAUUAUAUAUUACACUAUAUAGUUACAACACAAAGCUAAAGUGUGGAUGUUUUGUUUAGAUAGCUUAGCAUAUAUUGGCCCAAAGAUUGGUUUUAGCAUCUUUAAUGUACAAAAAAUGCUAAUGUUUUGCUAUUUUAUAGCUAUAAAGUGUGGACAUUAUUGACAUUCAGAAUGCACUGUAGGAAAAUAAUACUACUGAGAAAUAGACACGACAACUGAAAAGAGGUAGUUCCGCGAAAAACAAGAGCAAUGAACGUGACAAAAACGUGCUGACAUUUGUCUACGUCAAAAGCUUGUAUAGUACCUCACUGUGGCAGGCGAGCGGACAGUGACUCAUGAGUUCAGGAAGAGGCAACAUCCACAUUUCUCACAGGAUGCUUCAGGAAAAACAAGCCCACUGAAAAUGGAUGGCUGGCAAUAAAAACUUGCAGGCGGCAAACUGACUUCCGCCUUGCACUUAUGAGCAAUUAUUGGCGCCAAAAAUGGUUUGCACAGUGAACAUGAUUGACAAUAGUAAUUAGAGAACAGAUGUGCAAUGCAAAACGUAUUUGUCAGAAUUGAAAGAAUACAAAUGCUUAAUUUAAAGUGCAAUAUGAACAGACAUAAGAGUAUCCUAAAGCUUAGAAAUCAAGGAACAUCAAAAAAGGCACUUAUAGAAAGAAUCACAUGCAUGCAUAUUCAUCAUUGUUUUGAUAAUAAAUAUGUGUCAAUUUAA